Messenger RNA from Oppia nitens, 1251 nucleotides. RefSeq names its product testis-specific serine/threonine-protein kinase 3-like. Gene Ontology annotation, cellular component: spindle pole; centrosome; nucleus. The transcript has a single exon. Gene Ontology annotation, biological process: protein phosphorylation; mitotic cell cycle; regulation of cytokinesis. The coding region runs from base 112 to 1245 and encodes 377 amino acids. Gene Ontology annotation, molecular function: ATP binding; protein kinase activity. The record is from RefSeq and is a predicted model, not a curated record. NCBI's taxonomy places the organism in Eukaryota, Metazoa, Arthropoda, Arachnida, Sarcoptiformes, Oppiidae.
CUGUCAUCUCAUAUAUUUUUCUGUAAUUUUUAUUCACUAAAUAAGUAAUCAAUUGGUGACAAAAAAAAGAGUAUUAUUUUUCAUUUGUGUCUUAGUUUUUAAUCCUAACCAAUGGGUAGCGCGUGUUGUGCCAGUUCUGGCAAUUCUGAAAAAGUGGAUAAUAAUGAUAGAAGAAAGCCGACGGCACCGGUAGGCGAAGCGGAUAAAAACGAAAAAAGCGUUGGUAUUCUCUACAAGGGUGCAGAUGUUGGACAGGACACCAACGACUCCAACGAAAAACGCCUAAUUAAUGACGACAAGCUUAAGGAAGACACGUUCAAAGCUCAGGGCGAUGAUGGGUAUGAUAAGCUCAAACAGAAACAUUCACUGACAAAGAAGUCUCAACCGGAUCGCGAUGAGUAUCAAUUGGUUAAAAGCUUUUUGGCUAAAAAAGGCUAUACAUUGGAUGCGUCGAUAGGCGCCGGCAAUUAUGCCGAAGUAUUUAAAGCGUUUAAUAAUAGCCAGAAACCGGUUGCCGUCAAAGUAAUUGAUUUGAAACGGGCGACACAUCACUAUAGGGUAGACUUUUUGCCGGCUGAAGUCAAACUGUUGUCAGCCAUCAAACACAAGAACAUCAUUAAGAUGUAUGAGAUCUCGCAGUCGGCGAACAAAGUUUAUAUGAUUAUGGAGUUCGCACCGAACGGAACGUUAGCCGAUUGGCUGAAAAACAAGGGCUCAUUCAGCGAACUAACAGCUCAUCAAAUGUUUGUCCAGAUAUUAGACGCCAUUCAUCACAUGCAUAGCCAGCAUAUUGCGCACCGGGAUCUCAAACUGGAAAAUAUUUUAUUGACUCAAAAACUAAAUCCCAAGAUAUCAGACUUUAGUUACGCCGUAGAGGUUCCCAACAAAGACUUCAAGAGUACGACAUUUUGCGGUUCAUUGCCGUACUUCUCGCCUGAAUUGUUGCAGAAGUUUCCACACAAUCCGUUAAUAUCAGACAUCUGGUCUCUCGGCGUUUGUUUCUUUAUUAUGCUUAACGAUGGCCUACCGUUCCCUUUGGGUGACGACCGGACAAUGCUUCGCAAACAACUGGCAAAAGAGUGGCGCUUCAGAAGCAAAGUGUCCGCCAAAUUAUCCACAGAUUUGUUGUCAUUCAUAAAGAAAAUGCUUGAACCAAAUAUCAAACUAAGAGCUACCAGUGCUCAGCUGAUGGUUGACCCAUGGAUACAAAAUUUUUCGCCCAAAGUGACCGAUAAAAAUGUAUAGCAAUUG